Phlebotomus argentipes is the source of this 402-nucleotide messenger RNA. RefSeq names its product histone-lysine N-methyltransferase SETMAR-like. Lineage: Eukaryota; Metazoa; Arthropoda; Insecta; Diptera; Psychodidae. Gene Ontology annotation, molecular function: DNA-binding transcription factor activity. Gene Ontology annotation, biological process: regulation of DNA-templated transcription. The transcript has a single exon. Bases 1 to 402 code for a protein of 133 amino acids. The record is from RefSeq and is a predicted model, not a curated record.
AUGGAGAAGAACAGCAACACUUUGCACUAUCGCCACUGCAUUCUGCAUCUGUUCCACUGCGGAGUAUCGGCCAGCAAAGCCUACAAGACGAUCCGCGAGACGUACGGAAGCGACAGCGUGAAUCACAACACGUGCCGCCGGUGGUAUCGCAAGUUCCAAGUGGGGAACUUCGAGCUGAAGGACGAGAAGCGCUGCGGCCGACCCCACGAGAUCCUGGACUAUGACUUGGAAGAGCUGGUGGAGCAGAAUCCCAACAUGUCCAUGCAGGAGCUGGGCAGGAUGCUGGGCGUGAACAGAUCCACGAUCAGCAGACGCUUGGCGGCGCUGGGCUUCAAGCCGAAGCCCAAGAAGAGGAGGAAACUACAAGAGGAGGAGGAAGAAGAAGCUGAGGAGUCUCAAUAA